Molecule: messenger RNA, 816 nt
Organism: Ambispora gerdemannii
Lineage: Eukaryota; Fungi; Glomeromycota; Glomeromycetes; Archaeosporales; Ambisporaceae
Source: the annotation of a GenBank genome assembly
AUGACUUCUUUACCUUCAGACCAGGAUCGAGUCACAACACCUAAAAAGACCAAUGUUCAGUUAUCACAACUCUCGCCUUACAAUAAAUACACGCCAAGACGCGCAAAGAUGGCCUUGAUACGCGAUAAGCAAAUUUCGCGCUUGGCAUCUCGCAGGGCAAAAGGCAAAAAUAAAGAAACCACCGAGGAGGAAGAAGAAGAGGAGGAUGAACACGCAAGUGACUCGGAACUCAUAGUAGAAGAGAAAGUAAAAAUCCCGUCGCCUAUGAAGCGACAACUCGCGAAGAAAAAGUCUCCAAAGAAAAUACUUCACGUUGUUCCCCAUAAUCAACAUGGCGUAUUAAUGCCAAGAAUUGGACCUAAUGGUAGUCGAUGUUACAAGAGUCCCAAACGUCAUGUUAUUACUCGAAUUGAUCCAAAGUACAGUAUGACAUCACAGCAAUUAAGCGAUUAUUUACAAUAUCAAAUUGCCGUACAAAGUAUUAAGAAAAGGGAACAAAAAAAUGCUAAACGCGGGAACUUGGUCACCAGUGAACGACAAAUUGAGACGAACAGAUAUUCACCUUACCCACCUGUUGAAAAAACCAUCAGUAAGAAGACCAUUGACAAGAGACCCGAAAGUCAAGAUGAUUUCUGGACGAACGAUAUGGGUGGCUCUAGUCAUGAUAUUGGUGGCCCUAGUAAGAAAACCAUCACCACAACAUCUGAAAAUCAAGAUGAUUUCUGGAUGAGUGAUAGUGGGCCUAGUCCAGUCAGGGAUCAAUCGUUCUUUCAAAGGCUGACCGCUAGUAAUGACAAUGAUGAAGAGAAGGACUAA